AUGGAGGAGACUGGUCCACCCGGUGGCUGCAGGUGGAGGGGACUUGUGAAGAGGGAAUCCUUCCAGGGCGCUCCGUUUCGCUGGAAAGCGAGGUUAUGCAUAAACGAAGCCGCAGAGCCUGGGGUUGUGCGCGCCAUCGUAGAAGAGCUCUUCCUCUGCAGGUGGUUGGCGGUUCUGCAGAGGAGGGAGCCCUUUGCUUUGCCUUGUGCAAGCGCGUGUGUGGAGAACCGCGUGGACGCGGUGCAGAGCGGCGGGGCCAGCGAUGCAGAGUCGAGCGCGGACACUUUGUGUGAUUCGGGCCUUAUGCCCAUUGGGGUGGCGGCGGACCGUUUUCGCGAGCUGGGCUACCCCGUUCUCUCGGUCGAGAUCAUGUGGGACCGUGAAUCGGACGAGAAGAAAGUCAACCUCCCGGGCGCCUGGCAGACAUCCACGCUAACCAAACCAUCAAAAGACCCCAAAGUUGAGAGCCCCCUCCUACCUGAAAGCGCACCUGAAGAGAGUGAAUCAUUGGACAGCAUUUUUGAAGACGUCUGCAACCACAUCCUGCCCGGCGUCACCCACUGGCAGAGCCCCAACUGA
This is a messenger RNA of Klebsormidium nitens, 579 nucleotides long. The record is from the annotation of a GenBank genome assembly. Lineage: Eukaryota; Viridiplantae; Streptophyta; Klebsormidiophyceae; Klebsormidiales; Klebsormidiaceae.